This is a messenger RNA of Gastrolobium bilobum, 1290 nucleotides long. RefSeq lists its product as uncharacterized. Lineage: Eukaryota; Viridiplantae; Streptophyta; Magnoliopsida; Fabales; Fabaceae. The record is from RefSeq and is a predicted model, not a curated record. The coding region runs from base 1 to 1290 and encodes 429 amino acids. The transcript has a single exon.
AUGUUGCAACUUUCUAAGACUACCAAUGAUCAUAUCCAGACUACUGAUGCUUUUAUGAAUGAGACAAGAGCCUACCAUAAGAACCAAUAUGCUUCCAUCCGAAACUUGGAGAAUCAGAUAGGCCAAUUGUCUAGGAAGCUAGCUGAAAGAACUCAGGGGCAGUUUUCGAGUGAUACCAUUGUGAAUCCGAAGGAGCACUGCAAAUCCAUUAUAACUAGGAGUGGUAUUAUGGUCACACCUCAAGAGAAACCCAAGGCGGUGAAGGAAAAGAUCAAUGAGGAACCAGAAAAAGAAGUGGAAGAUCCUGCAAGCAUUGAAGAGCCAGAGCAAAAAGGUGAGGAAAAGGAGCAACCUGCUGGAACUCCGAAGAAGAUGACUGAUUAUUCUCGUUUUGAGAAACCUCCUUACCCUGUGAAGCUCAAGCAAUAUGCACAGAAGCAACAAUAUACCAGGUUUUUAGAUAUGUUUAAAAAGUUGCAUAUUAAUAUUCCUUUUGCUGAGGCUUUAGCAAACAUGCCUAACUAUGCUAAAUUUAUGAAAGAUUUGUUGUCUAGAAAGCAUAUGUUACAGGAUUGUGAGACAGUAGCACUUACUGAGGCGUGCAGUGCCAUUAUACAGAAAAAGUUCCCACAAAAGCUUCGAGAUCCUGGGAGUUUCAACAUCCCAAUUGCGAUAGGCAACACUAAUAUUGGUCGGACACUCUGUGAUCUUGGAGCAAGCAUCAACCUGAUGUCGCUAUCGGUGUGUAAGUCAUUAGGAAUUACUGAAUUGAAGCCAACUAUGGUCUCUCUACAGCUUGCUGACCAUUCCUUGAAACGACCUAAUGGAGUCAUCGAGGAUGUCCUUGUUAAAGUUGACAAGGUUAUUUUUCCUGCCGAUUUCUUUGUGUUGGACAUGGAGGAGGAGAGUGAAAUACCCCUUCUGUUGGGUAGACCGUUCUUGGCUACAGCUCGAGCUAUGAUUGAUGUAGAACAACGAAAGAUCGAAUUGAGGAUGAAUGAUGAGACAAUCACUAUCAAUGUUUUUGAUGCUAUGAAGAAUUCAUCUGACCAAAGUGAUUGUUUCAGACUUGAUGUAUUGGAAGAGGUGGUCAAGGAAGAGAACAUUGAUGAUCAAGAGUUCGAGGAAGAGCUGAAGGCUCAAGAUGAAGCCACUCCACAAGAAGAGCUAGAAGUUGUUUUUAAGGUGCUAGAAAAGAAAGAAAAUGACUUAGUUACAAUAGUACCAAAAACAGAAUUGAAAGAGUUACCUGAAACUCUUAAGUAUGCCUUCUUGGGAGAUGAAGAGUAA